Messenger RNA from Vitrella brassicaformis, 1709 nucleotides. The record is from the annotation of a GenBank genome assembly. NCBI's taxonomy places the organism in Eukaryota, Vitrellaceae.
CUACAGUCUCGUGACAGUCCAGCAGAUGACACUCGUAUUCAGUCAAUGCGUAUAUUGCGUUUAUUGCGUGUUCCCCUACUCGGGCAUCUGUCUGUGCUAGUUGACAACCCACUCGUGUGCUUCACCUAUAAGAUGGCUGGCUGGUGCAAAUGGGCUGGCUCAUGCGAACCAACACGAAAUGUCGGCAGCACAGAGUACAGACACCCAUCCCCUCAUUCAGGCAUAGUUUCAGCUUCAGAAAAUAACGAAUUAAUGUAUGCAAAACAUGCAGGCCGCCAGGCACACACACACACACACAUAAACACAUAAACACCCAUUCGUUCAUGCAGAUGGGUGCUUAGCACCCCUCCCACCACAGCACAGCACAGCACAGCACCAAAAAGACCCACAGCACAGCCCAGCCACACAAAGAUAUGUAUGUGUAUAUGUGGACACACAACACGCACGAGUGACGUCCAUCCAGUGACUGACACGUAUGUCUGUACGUGUCUGUCCACACGGGUGGGUCAACCGACGCGAUGUAUCUGAGCACAGGUAGUUACUGACAUCAACUUAACACACACAGCACGCACACACAGAUGGCCUCCCUCACGGCAUGUUGACCUGCUCCACCCCAGCCACACUCAUGAGUUCAAUCUCGUAGCGCACCACAUGCAGCACCUCGAGCUCAUCGGCCACGAAGGUCCCGUUGCCACCGAACACACCGUCGCCGUACGCAUCCCUCACGCCCACAUAGCCCGCAGGGACGCGGUCUUUGGUAAUGUACUGGAGACACCUGCGGAUGUCGGCAGCCGGGCGGUCUUGGCCGGAGGGGCGGUCAAGGCCCCCGUAGCCGAGCCACAGGCGCCCCCCCACCACCACAUUAGCACCCACACCCGAAGCUUUCCUCCCCGCCACCUCGAUGUACCUCCGGCGCUCGUCGACGGGGAUCUUGGUCGCAUUCGAAAAGUGCCCGGCCAGCGAGAAGUGCCAGGUCUCUCCGGACCAGUACACCCUGUAGUCUUCGGGCACGGCGGGGAGGUAGAGGCCGGUCCCGACGAAGGCGCCAAAGACGUAAUCGUCCUUGCGGAUGAGAAACACCAGGCCGUCCUUGGUGUUGACCCUUCGCAGCAUGUUGCUGUAGCUGCUCCCGUGCACAGACGACCUACAGGUCAGUCACAGUCACACAGACACACACACAGCUGGUCAAUGCCUCCUCUGGUCGAUGUGUGUGUGCGUGUUGCCUGGCUGCCUACACAGAUCACAUCACAUGUGCUUGUGCACACCUGUAGACCGAUUCGACGCGCGUUUCGUUGACCAGCAGGCGACGCAGGUCGUCAUACUCCGACUGCGACAGGGAGGAGCCAACCGGCACACGGUCAACUGCCUGCACACGACGAACCUACAGGCAAGGCAAGGCAAGGCAAGGCAAGGCCAAUCAACACACACGUGAGCGCCAUUUGAAGGGGGGAGUGCACCACAGCAAGAUCUGGCCAGAUCACGGGUGUGUGCGCUUGCAUGGUACACACCUGUGGACGACACGCCACGAAGGGGGUGAGGGUAAGGACGAGGGUGAGGGAGAAGGCCAACAGCAUGGUGAUCUCACGCACAGUCACCAUGUCGCGUCGAGGGAGGAAGGACGGCUGACGAGUGAGGUAAGUGAUGCGGAGGGGCUGAAUAUCAGAGAUCUGGCCUUCACGCGUGGCAGGGGGUGAGGAGGAAGCCGGAAG